Molecule: messenger RNA, 1277 nt
Organism: Camelina sativa (false flax)
Lineage: Eukaryota; Viridiplantae; Streptophyta; Magnoliopsida; Brassicales; Brassicaceae
Product: protein CUP-SHAPED COTYLEDON 1
Biological process (GO): regulation of DNA-templated transcription
Molecular function (GO): DNA binding
Source: RefSeq, a predicted model, not a curated record
AGCUACUGUCAAAUAUCACAUCAGUUGCUUGUAGAACAGGAGAAACACAGAUCAUUUUUUAAAGAGGACCUUUUUUUUAUCUCCCCUUCUCUUUCUUUUCUCUUCCUCCUUUUAUCUAUCAACAUUUUGGAUAUCUUGGGGGGUUUUGUUUUUUCUUUAAAGCUUUUCUCUUGUGUUUGUGUGUACCGACAAUGGAUAUUGAUGUGUUUAAUGGUUGGGAGAGAUCAAAGUUUGAAGAUGAAACCCUAAUGCCACCUGGGUUUAGAUUUCAUCCGACUGAUGAAGAGCUCAUCACUUACUAUCUCCUCAAGAAGGUUCUUGAUUCCAAUUUCUCUUGUGCCGCCAUUUCUCAAGUCGAUCUCAACAAGUCUGAGCCUUGGGAGCUUCCUGAGAAAGCGAAAAUGGGAGAGAAAGAGUGGUACUUCUUCACACUAAGAGAUCGAAAAUACCCAACUGGACUGAGAACGAAUAGAGCAACAGAAGCUGGUUACUGGAAAGCCACUGGUAAAGAUAGAGAGAUCAAAAGCUCAAAGACAAAAUCACUUCUCGGGAUGAAGAAAACUCUUGUCUUUUACAAAGGCAGAGCUCCUAAAGGAGAGAAGAGUUGUUGGGUCAUGCAUGAGUAUCGCCUCGACGGCAAAUUCUCUUACCAUUACAUCUCUUCUUCAGCUAAGGACGAAUGGGUUCUCUGUAAAGUUUGUCUCAAAAGCGGCGUAGUUGGUAGAGAGACGAACUUGAUCUCUUCGUCUUCUUCCGCCGUCGCCGGUGAAUUCUCCUCUGCCGGAUCUGCCAUUGCUCCGAUCAUCAACAACUUUGUCACGGAGCACGUGUCCUGUUUCUCCAAGAACUCUGCUUCUCAUGCCGAAGCAAGCUUUCCGCCUACUACAUACCUUCAAGCUCCACCACCUUCACUGCCGCCACGUCACGUCGGUGAUGACGUGGCGUUUGGUCAGUUCUUGGAUUUGGGAUCAUCGGGGCAGAUUAGUUUCGACGCAGCAGCUGCAGCAGCGUUCUUCCCUAAUCUGCCUUCUCUGCCACCCACGAUGCUUCCUUCUCCUCCGUCAUUUGCAAUGUUCGGCGGAGGCUCCGCUAGCGUCUGGCCGUUUGCUCUCUGAUGAUCGUUCAUGCGGCUACAAAACUAUCUCUACUAUCUUUUAAUAUUUUAAAUCUACCGAAAAGACUUUAGAUUGCUUAAUUAGUGGCUUUGCAUUAGUCUCAAUUCGUAUCCACUGGUGUAAUGUUUCUAAACAUGAUGACAUCUAUCAAUCUAUGCGGAU